AUGCCUCAUAUUAAUCCCAAGUUGAAAACAAAGAAAGACAACAGAUUAUCUGUUGACAACCCCGCAACUGUGCCCACGUCAGGUGAUGCUGGAAACGUAUCUGCUGCAGGUCCAUACAACUUUGACGACACCACCAACGCCUCUCCUCAUCACUCCAACCUCCAGCAACAACAGCAGAACCAGCAGCAACCCCCCCAGCAACCCCAACCAGGACCACAACAGCAGCAGCAGCCGCAGCAGCAAACACAACAGCAACAAUCAACCAAUACAGCUGGAAUUGACAAUAACCCGUUGUCUAGCCUCUCGGUAAAGAUCGUCCAGCAAAUUAAUAACCAAACUGAGCACCCCCAGACUAUUCACACUAACGUAACGGUCACUAGCGUUAAGACCCAGUAUGGGUCAUCUACUACAAGUUCACCCCAGUCAAGCAGUAUACAGACCAGUGUUGAGUGUAAGCAAGAACCUUGUGAUGAGUCACAGUGUUUAGGGAACCAGUCAAACCCAAAUGCUAACAGCAAUAAUAUCUCUGAUAAUAUAAUCAGCACUUUGAAUUUGGAUCCGGAAAUAAUCCAAACUAUUCUUGAAAAUUUAGAGCAAGAAGAUUUUAAAGGAUUAGACGAUUUCGAAGACGCCUACCUUGAUAAAGAGAACCGCGACGAAGAAAACAAUGACUCAAUAAUGUUCCCACCAUUGACUGCCACUUCUCCCAGCCUCCCACCAAAAGGCCCCCCAUUUGUGGACACUCCACCUCCAGGUGCCAACCCUCUUAAUCCGAUUUACGACACCAACCAGAACAUGGGUGGUGUGCGCACACCUACUCCGAUUCAAACAUUCCGGGCUUCCCACCAGCAUCCCCAGCCGCACGUUCUUUCGGACACCGGUCCUGCGGCAGAGACCCUCAAGCAGAUGGCCGCACAGCACCAAAACCAAAAUUACGCCAUGAAAUCUCCGGCGCUCGGAGGUUUUCCCGAUCCCGGGUCGGAUUUGGACCAGUUCAGCCGGGGAAACGGGUAUGCUGCGAGCUAUCCGCCAGGACCGCCCGGUUUGGCUGGGCAAAACUCCUACACCUAUGGUCAACAGCCACCCCCUCACCUGAACCAGCUGCGGGGUCAGCAGGUACCGCCUGGUUACCCACAGCCCUUGCCCGGAAAAGCAGACUUGGCGCUGCCCUUCGGGGCCACCAAGCCUCUAUCUCAUUACCCUGAUCCUAUGGGGGUGCAGGUGACGUCAGCUCAAGGUGGCCCGUCACCUUCAUCCCUGCAGCAGUUACAGGACCAGGUGCGUGCACACUUCAACCAGAAUCAGGGCCCACAGUCAAUGCAGAUCACGCAGACCCAGCAAAUGCAGGUUUCUCAUGGAGCACACCGCAUGCAGAUGUCUCAGACGCAACAGCUGCAAAUGCAGCAGGCCCCCCACCAGAUCUCCAUGAGUCAACAGCAGUCAAUGUCUCUGAACCCUGGUGCAAUGUCACAAGGUCAGUACAUGACUGAACAGAUGAAUCUAAUGCAUGAAAAGCACGCCGAGCACGUGUGCCAGACCAAAUCUCGCGAUUCAUUACUUGAACAACAACAGCAGCAGCAGCAGCAGCAGCAGCAACAGCAACAGCAGCAGCAACAGCAAGCAACCACAGGUGGUCAGCCAUGCCCCCCACCCAUUCAGCAAUAUAUGGGCCGACCCCCACCACCCGAGUAUAAACUGCAGACUAGUUCAAACGGCAGCGCCUCCUUUGGGGCCAAUGGAGCAAACCCCUUACAAACAAUGCAGAAUAUGAUUAACCAAACAAGCAGUACUAUCCAGCCAGGGUAUAGUGUGUCUGGAAAGACCGAGCCCAACUCCUCCCAGAAUAGUCUGUUACACUCGGCCCAGGUGACGGCAGUCCAACAAAUGUCCACCUCUGUCAUGUCCUCCACAAACACCACCCAACCCCCUGUAACAAAUUACCCUAGUCCGUCACUGACAAGACAUUCUCCAUACACAACUCAGGCACCAACACAGACCCCUGUGGGUAGCUCGGUAAAUAGCCGAUCACAGCGUCCAUUGACGCCAACUUACAAAAGCUCGAUUAUGCGGAACCAGCGUCCACCUAAUGUGAAUGUCGGACCUGAUGGACUGAACAUAUCUCGGCCACGAAGCUCCGGUGAUUGGCCUCGCCCGAUGAUUCCAGGCCAGCCAGGAGCUCGAAUGGCACCGGCCAACAAUGGAGCCAUGGGCAUGUCCCGAAUGCACAUGACUGCAACGGGACCUAACAUGAUGCCACAGUAUGGGAGUUACUCAAACCCUGGGGCCAUGCCUCCAGGCCAACAUGUGGCCCACAUGCACCAGUCCCAGAUGAGUGGUCUUCAGGGCCAAUCAUCUAUGAUGCACCAAGCAAAUCCACAAAUGCUACAAGUACAGCAGCAACAGAGUAUACAGAUGUCACAACGAAUGAGUGUCAGACCCCCUCCAAUGCAUUGUGCUCCAACGUCUUCAUCUCCGUACAGUCUGGGUUCCAGUGAUGUCAUUUCCACUACUACCACCACUACCAUACAUCCUUCAUUGAUCUUCUCAGACCCCUCCCAGCCAACAACUUUUACCCCACCCCUAUUCAAUCUGGAGGAUUCCUUUUUUUUUUUCACCUUUUUACUUCUUUUUUAUUCUUCUUUUUCUUUCAUCUUUUUCCUUUUUUUUUCCUUCUAUUGCUUUCUUUCUUUAUUUCUUCUUUUUCUCUUUCUUCUUUUUCUUUCUUUUUUCUUAUUUUUUCUAUUUUCCUUUUCUUUUCUAAGAAAAGAGAAAAGAAACAGAAAUUACAGAAUUCUAGAAAUGGCAAAGAAGACAAAAAGGAACCAGAAAAAACUCCUUCCUUUUUUCUUCUAUGAUUUUUUGUUUUUUCUUUAUGCUUUUUUCUUAAUUUGUUUUCUUCCUUUUUUCUCCUUUUUGCUUUUUUCUUCUUAUUUUAAUCCUUCAUAUUUUUUCUUUUUUUUCUCAUUGUUACAUUUUUCUCUUUCAUGCAAGAAGCAAGAGGGAGAAAAAAACUCCUUCUUGUAUUUUUAUCUUUCUUCUUUUUUUCCUCCUUUGUGCUUUUUUCUCCAUUUUGUUUUUUCCUUCUUGUCUUUUUAUCUUUCUUGA
This is a messenger RNA of Acanthosepion pharaonis, 3105 nucleotides long. NCBI's taxonomy places the organism in Eukaryota, Metazoa, Mollusca, Cephalopoda, Sepiida, Sepiidae. The record is from the annotation of a GenBank genome assembly.